AUGAAGAUAGCAGAAAAAGAUACGAAACCGACAGAGAAGUCACCUAAACCGGUCACAAAAAAUGGAGGCAUCGAAAAGAACAAAAAGAAAGAAGAUUUCGAAGUUCGCAUUCCUCGAAUUAUCGUUCGAAAUCUUAAUUUCAAAGUCAAUGAAGAUCAAUUGAAAAAAGCAUUUGAAAAAAUAAAUGCGACAAUUAAUAAUACUUCUAUCGUUAAGAGAGAUGGUCAGUCGAAAGGAUUUGGUUUUGUAACUUUCGAGAAGCUUGACGAUGCACAAAAAGCAAUAGAAGAAAUGAAUGGUAAAAAACUACUAGGUCGGCCAAUGGCUAUCGAUUGGUCCUUACCAAAAAACGUCUAUGAAAAAAUGCACACAAAAGAAACACCAUUAAUCAAAAGAGAUAGUUAUGGCAUUCACUCGAAUUCGAAACAAGCAGGAAUGAAACAGGAACCAGAAGAAGAACAUGGUGAUGAGCAAGAAGAUAUGAUCGAAGAUGAAGAAGAAGACAUGGAUGAAGAUGACGACGGCGACGAUGAUGAAGAGGAAGAAGAAGAAGAAGAAGAAGAAGAAUCAAAAACAAGAACAAAGGAAAGUAGUCGUGAUGUUCGUGAACAUCGUACAUUAUUUGUUCGUAAUGUGCCAUUUGAUGCGACUGAAGACGAUUUGAAAAAUAUCUUAUCAUCAAAUGGUCAACGUCGUAUUGUAUCAUGUCGAUUAGUCAUUGAUCCAGUAUCUCGACAUCCCCGUGGUAGUGCAUUCGUACAAUUUGCUACAUGUGAAGAUGCUCAAGCAUGUUUAAAUUUACCAUUUACACUUCGCGGACAAGAUUUACAAGCUGAUUUGGCAUUAGGCCGCGAUGAACUUGUUAAAGCAAAGGAAUUACGCGAUCAAAAACAAGAAAAUAAUAAAAAACAUGAUCAACGUAAUUUAACGCUUGGAAAUUAUGGCGUUAUAUUGAAUAUAGACGAGUUGGAUGGCAAUGAAACUGAUUUGAAGAAACGACAAAAACUAGAAGAUAUUAAAAAAGAAAAACUUAAAAAUCCGUUACAUUUUAUUUCACCAACGCGUCUUACUCUUCAUAAUUUACCGAAGCAUGUUGAUGAUAAUAUAUUAAGAAAACUUAUUAUUGAUACAUUAACGAAUGAUAAAGUACCAAAGAAAGAUAUUAUUCUUAAAGAAUGCCGAGUGAUGAAAACAAGCAAAGAUGCAAAAAAGUCUCUUGGUUUUGGAUUUGUCAGUCUUGCUCGUCAUGAAAUAGCAUUACGAAUAAUUGAAUUACUUAAUAAUAAUAAGUUAGUAUUUGGUUCAAAUCGACGGCCGAUCGUUCAAUUUUCAAUUGAAAAUCGUCGUGCUUUACAAUUGAAAGAAGAACGAAUUGAACGAAUAAAAGCAAAACAAGAAUUAUUAAAAAAUCCAUCAGAUAACAAAAUAGCAUUUGAAACGAAUAAAAAGAAAAAGCAGGCAACACCAUUAUUAGACCAACGAACUAAUAAAAUUCGUCUCAGUGAUAUUAUUAAACAAGCAGUAAUUAGUGAAGAACUGAAUAAUACCAUCAAUGAUGAUGACCACUCGAUGGAAGUUGAUAAUAAUGCGAAAUUUACGAUUAAAUCAACUUAUGAUCAGAAGAGAAAAAACAAGAAGAAACGAUCAAAAACAAAGUCCAAGGGGGAGAUACGGGACAACCUUGAUCGAAUGAUUGCUAGCUCGAGAAAUAAAAAAUCACUACCGCAAAAGACGAAGCAAAAAUGGUUUGAAUAA
This is a messenger RNA of Rotaria socialis, 1755 nucleotides long. Lineage: Eukaryota; Metazoa; Rotifera; Eurotatoria; Philodinida; Philodinidae. The record is from the annotation of a GenBank genome assembly.